AUGAAAAACCUCAUUGUCAUGGUCCUCAUCUGGACCACAGUGGCAUGUGAUGAAACAGACAAGUCUCUUGAAGGGAUCCCUGAGGCUGGCUUUCGAAAGUGCCAGGAUGCUUUGAAUCUACCUGUUUUGGAAGUGCUACCUGGAGGAGGCUGGGACAACCUGAGGAACGUAGACAUGGGGCGGGUGAUGGAAUUGACAUACACCAACUGUAAGACCACGGAAGAUGGACAGUACAUCAUCCCCGAUGAAGUCUUUACUAUUCCUCAGAAAGAGAGCAACCUGGAGAUGAACUCGGAAAUCCUGGAAUCCUGGGAGAAUUACCGCAGCACCACCUCAUUUUCCAUCAACAUGAAUCUCGAUUUUAAUGCCAAAGUCAAUGGUAAGUUCUCAACUGAGUUCCAAAGGAUAAAGAGCCAUCAAGUAAAGGACGAUGCUGUAACUACCAGAGUUCAGGUGAGAAACCUAGCCUACACGGUGAAAAGCAACCCAAGUUCAGAACUCAGUAUGGGGUUUAAGAAGGAGCUCAUGGAAAUCUGUGACCGUCUAGAGAAAAACCAGACAAAGAUGGCCACCUACCUGGCAGAGCUCUUGGUCCUCAACUAUGGCACCCACGUGCUCACUAGUGUGGAUGCUGGAGCUGCACUGGUUCAGGAGGAUCACAUAAAGUCCUCCUUCAUUAAGAAUAGUAAGGGACUCCAUGUUGGUGUGUCUGCAUCUGCUGGAUUUACCUUUGCAAAUAUUGUGAACUUUAAAACUGAGGCAGAGUUUUCCCACAAGAAUAUCUUGACCACAGCAUACCUUGCUAAUAGAACCAACUCCAGGGUGCAGAGCAUUGGAGGGACUCCAUUCUACCCAGGCAUCACCUUUGAAACCUGGCAGAAUGGCAUCACUAAUCACCUGGUGGCAAUAGACCGUUCUGGCCUGCCUCUGCAUUUCUUUAUCAAGUCUAACAAGCUGCCUGGUUUCCCACACCACUUAGUGGAGAUGCUGGCAAAGACAGUGGAAGCGGCUGUGAGAAGCUAUUACAACUUUAACACAUACCCAGGCUGCACAAAAGCCGACUCCCCGAACUUUGAUUUCCAAGCCAAUAUGGAUGACGGUUCCUGUGACGGUAAAGUGGCUAGCACUCCAUUUGGAGGGGUUUAUCAGGUGUGCUCUCAGUUCUCAGGGCACAAUAACGUUCCCCUCUGCAAAGAUUUGCAGCAGCGGAACCCACUCACUGGCAAGUUCUCUUGUCCUUCUGGCUUCACCCCUGUCCAUCUGUUAUCUCAUACCUAUGAGGAGGGUUACCGUGACAAAGAAUGUAGAAGGAAAUGCACCCUCAAGAUCUUCUGUAGGACAGUGUGUGCUAAUGUAAUACGAGUGGCCAAGGCUGAAUAUAAGUCUUAUUGGUGUAUGGCCACCACCCAAGUACCUGAAAACUCAGGAAUUCUCUUUGGGGGAGUCUUCACUGACAAGAGCAUCAACCCCAUGACAAAUGAACAGUCAUGUCCAACCAGUUACUUUCCUCUGAACCUGUUUGAAAGCCUCAAGGUUUGUGUUUCUCUGGAUCAUGAGGUGGGGCACAAAUUUGCAAUCCCCUUUGGUGGGUUCUUCAGCUGCUCAAUGGGGAACCCCUUAUAUAAUUCCGUCACAGCUGGAGCCUCAGAGAACUCGUUUCUACGAAAGUGCCCUGGAGGCUUCAGCCAACAGCUAGCUGCUAUCGUUGAUGGAUGCCAAGUGUCCUACUGUGUCAAGGCUGGGGUCUUUACAAAAUCAUCCUUGGCCCCCGUUAGGCUUCCACCUUACACUCAGCUGCCCAUUAUGAGUCAGUUUGCCAACAACUCUGUUGUAGAAACAAGAAGUGAGAGUGCCAAAUCCUGGGUUAAGGACUCCUACACCGAGCAGUGGAGGUUAGAGGAAACAUCGAAACUGCACAGUAAUAGCAUGUCAGGAGCAUCAGCUGCUGGAGUCGCAGUUGGGGUUAUCCUGGCAUUAGGGGUUUUAACCGCCAUGGCCAUCUAUGGUAAACAGAGAUUUAAGAAGAGUGAAUGCGAAAGAGGAGGUAAAAGGGUGCUUCUUCCUUUUUCAAGAGCGAGAGCCACUCCUGAUGCGGUGUAG
Messenger RNA from Acomys russatus (golden spiny mouse), 2100 nucleotides. Its product is annotated as macrophage-expressed gene 1 protein-like. Lineage: Eukaryota; Metazoa; Chordata; Mammalia; Rodentia; Muridae. Bases 1 to 2100 code for a protein of 699 amino acids. The transcript has a single exon. The record is from RefSeq and is a predicted model, not a curated record. Gene Ontology annotation, biological process: defense response to bacterium.